This is a messenger RNA of Pongo pygmaeus (Bornean orangutan), 321 nucleotides long. RefSeq names its product zinc finger protein 486-like. The coding region runs from base 1 to 321 and encodes 106 amino acids. The record is from RefSeq and is a predicted model, not a curated record. The transcript has 4 exons. Gene Ontology annotation, biological process: regulation of DNA-templated transcription. Lineage: Eukaryota; Metazoa; Chordata; Mammalia; Primates; Hominidae.
AUGUCUUUUCCAUCUGAAAAAUAUUCACAACUCAUUCUGUAUGAUGAAUCAUUGCAAUUUAGAGAUGUGGCCAUAGAAUUCUCUCUGGAUGAUUGGCAUUGCCUGGACACUGCACAGUGGAAUUUAUAUAGGGAUGUGAUGUUAGAGAACUACAGACACCAAAUCCCCUUUGGUAUUGUUGUCUCUAAGCCAGACCUGAUCACCUGUCUGCAGCAAGGAGAAAAACCUUUGACUAUGAAGAGACAUGAGAUGAUUGCCAAACCCUCAGUGAGCUUCCUUCAGGUUUACACUGAAAGCCAAAUUCCAAUUCAUGACAUAUAA